This is a messenger RNA of Encephalitozoon hellem ATCC 50504, 306 nucleotides long. RefSeq lists its product as uncharacterized. Bases 1 to 306 code for a protein of 101 amino acids. Lineage: Eukaryota; Fungi; Microsporidia; Unikaryonidae. The transcript has a single exon. The record is from RefSeq and is a predicted model, not a curated record.
AUGGAUGUUUUCUCUUCAAACAGCAAGGGAAGUUUGACUGUUGGACAGGACAAUCACAAAAAGCAGAAUGCCCUUCAGAAUGCAGUCACAGGCUCUAUUUUCGGUGGAGACUUUGAAGGAAAAGAAAAGUGCAUCGGCGAGGGUUCUAUUUGUGUAGGAAGAGUCAGGCUUCUCAAGGACUUCUAUGAAAAAGGUGUCUUCCUCACUAGGAACAUAAAGGUGAGAAAGACUCUGUAUGACUUGAAUCCAAGUGUUAGAGAAAGAAUAAGAAUGCUUGAGAAUAUCAUAGUUAAACAGGGGAUUUAA